Rangifer tarandus platyrhynchus (Svalbard reindeer) is the source of this 384-nucleotide messenger RNA. The record is from the annotation of a GenBank genome assembly. NCBI's taxonomy places the organism in Eukaryota, Metazoa, Chordata, Mammalia, Artiodactyla, Cervidae.
AUGCUGCUUUGGGUGUGGACGGGGCAGCAGCUGGGUGACCACGUGUGCCCUGGCUCCUGUCCCCCACUGGUGUCGCUGGAGUUUCCCUGGGUGCUUGCCCAGGCAGCCCGCUUGGGUCGAGCCCUCUCAGGCUCACUCAACUGUGUUACUCUCUGUGAUUCCCGUGAUCCACGGGAAGGCUCUCAGGCUGGCACCGUCAGACUCCGCUCCUCUUUGGCUGAGGCGCCAAGGCCUUGCUCUGCCAUUGCAGCUGCACCUGCUGGGUUCGAGGGCUCCAUCCUCGCGUGCGCCGCUGAACUGGCUGUGAACUUGUGCACCGAGCCAGGCUGCCAGCCAGGGAACAGCGCCUUAGCCUUCCUCACUGCAGAGAGUCCCAAGCUGUGA